UCUCUUCUCUCUCAGCCUCUCCCUAGCUCUCUCUCUCACGGUCUUUCUUUCUGCCUGUCUCCCUACUGCCACCACCCCUUCAUCCUGUCCCUCCCACUGGUCUCUCACACCUCUAGGAGAAGAUGUCAGCCCAGGACAGCUGCCUCAGCUUCAUCAAGUACCUCCUCUUCGUUUUCAACCUCUUCUUCUUCGUCCUAGGCAGCCUUAUUUUUUGCUUCGGUAUCUGGAUACUCAUCGACAAAACCAGCUUCGUGUCUUUUCUGGGCUUGUCCUUCAUGCCCUUGCAGAUCUGGUCUAAGGCCCUGGCCAUCUCAGGAGUCCUCACCAUGGGCCUUGCCCUCCUGGGCUGUGUGGGGGCCCUGAAGGAGUUCCGCUGCCUCCUGGGCCUGUAUUUUGGGACACUGCUGCUCCUGUUUGCCACACAGAUCACCCUGGGAAUCCUCAUCUCCACUCAGAAGGUCCAGCUGGAGCGGAAAGUGAAGGACGUAGUGCUGAAGACGAUCCAAACCUACCGCUCCCACCCGGAGGAGACGGCGGCGGAGGAGAGCUGGGACUACGUGCAGUUUCAGCUGCACUGCUGCGGCUGGAACUCUCCUCAGGACUGGUUCCGUAUCCCCAGCCUGAGAAGCAACGAAUCGGAAGGACACCGCGUGCCCUGCUCCUGCUUUAACUCAUCCGCGACCAACGACUCCGCAAUUUUCGAUAAAAUCUCCUUCCCCCAGUUCAGCCGGCUCGGAACGCUGGCGCCACCCCGGCACUAUGCAGACAUUUGCGUGGUCCCAGCGAACAGCUACAUCUACCGCGAGGGCUGCGAACGGAGUCUCCAGAACUGGUUGCACAACAACCUCAUCUCUAUAGUGGGCAUUUGUCUCGGCGUGGCUCUACUUGAGGUGAGUGUGGCGGGGCUGAGCCUGCUGCUACCACGCAGCGUGCUCCACCAGGAACCCCAGCCGCAGGUGCCAGGUGCCUACUAUUCGAGCCCCGGGCCCGGCCCGAGCACUGACGGCGGUGGCGGGCGCUUUGGUGUGCUGAGCAGCAGCGGGCGUAGCGGCAGCCUGUGGGGUGGCUGGGGCAUGGCGGGUGCCUGCCCCAACUGGGGGGACAAGGCCCCGCAGGGCAAGCUGCCCAUGGCUCUGGGUCCCUGGCCACUUUGGGAUCAAGACGAGGAACAACCUGAGACCGGGAGUGCAGCCGCGGAGAUGGAGGCCGAGAUGGAAUUAGAGGCCGAGACGGAGGGGGAGAUAGAUGAGCCUCCGGAAUAAAGGACUCUGGGCUUUCUCUGGGUCACGCUCCUUCUCAGACUCUAGACCUAUGCUAGACGCAGCUGGAUUCCCCCUACCCCACACCCUAUUCCUCUUUCCUGCUUCAACUCUGCUCCCACCCCUCCCCGGCCAGACCAUAUCUUUGGUGUCCUGCCCAUGACCUCGAGCCCUUUUACCCUUAAUUCCGCCACAUUCUCCAA
Hippopotamus amphibius kiboko is the source of this 1462-nucleotide messenger RNA. It is a transcript of the gene CD37, whose product is annotated as CD37 molecule. NCBI's taxonomy places the organism in Eukaryota, Metazoa, Chordata, Mammalia, Artiodactyla, Hippopotamidae. The record is from RefSeq and is a predicted model, not a curated record. The transcript is spliced from 8 exons. Gene Ontology annotation, cellular component: membrane. Bases 123 to 1262 code for a protein of 379 amino acids.